UCAGGCGAAAUGGAACGCCUUUUAAUAGCGGAUUUUGAGAAAAAGAAAAUUCUAACUGAUUGUGAUCAAGAGUUAUAUGAUUCUAUGCCUAAAUCGUGCCAGAAAUUGGCAAAGUCAUACUCCCGAAUUGAAAUUAGAAGCAAGCUAGGUCGCAAUGUUCCUUUGUUGAUUCGCUGUGACAUUGAGAAGUGUAUCGAUUUACUUUUAAAGUAUCGCUCAGAAGCUAAAGUUCCACAAAAAAAUCCGUAUGUUUUCGGUUUACCUGGAUUUGACAAACACAGAUUUAAAUAUCUAAGAGCCUGCAUUUUAUUAAGAAAAUUUUCAGUAGAUUGUGGAGCUGAAAAACCCUUAUCGCUUUGGGGAACAAUACUCAGAAAACAUGUUGCCACGAUUUGUACAAAUCUCAAUUUAUCUGAAAAAGAUGUUGAUAAUCUUGCACAUUUUAUGGGACACGAUACAAAUAUUCAUAAAAGGAUAUAUCGACAACCUACUAUUAAGAAAGAUAUUGUUCAAAUGUCCCAAUUGUUGCUUCAAGCACAAGGCGACGAUAAACAAUUUCCCAAUAGUGACUCAGAAACUGAGAACGAAGAAGAAUCUGAAGAUUUUGAAGUCUCUAUUCAAACAAAUAGCAACACACCGAACGAACAAGAUCAUAUUGCGAGUCAUAACGAAGUGCUAAAUAUCUCAGAUGAUCCCUAAAGGAAAGAAAGGAUAUCCAGUAAUAAACUCAAUGUCUCUAAUGGUUCUGCAGGCGGAAAAAGAAAACGAUCUAGUAACAUUAACUACUUUUAUCAAUUUAUUUUGAUACUAUUUUCAAAAAACAUACUUCCCAGUAAACAGAAACUAAUUGAGAUAAAUUAAAAAGAAUUCACAAAAAGCUUCAGUAAAUCCCGCUUUGUGAAAAAUGCGAAUUGAAACUAUGUUGCAAUUUUCCUGAAUUCGUCAAACUGUCUGUAUUGAAAUUCCUAACCUUCUAUUUUUACCAAUUCAAUGGACAAGUUUUAGGGCCUUUAAUUUGUUUUAAUUCGUCAGCACGAAUUCAAUGCAUGCUUUGGAAAUUUCCUUCGAAUGCGACUUCGUUUGCACAA
Messenger RNA from Leptopilina heterotoma, 1088 nucleotides. RefSeq lists its product as uncharacterized. The record is from RefSeq and is a predicted model, not a curated record. The transcript has 3 exons. NCBI's taxonomy places the organism in Eukaryota, Metazoa, Arthropoda, Insecta, Hymenoptera, Figitidae. Bases 10 to 699 code for a protein of 229 amino acids.